CUAUCUUCAUUCAGGAAGUCUGCGCGUUGCUCUUACGCUCUUUAACGUUUCUGUCCGAUCAUGUAUGGGGACGUCCAAAGCGAGUCACGGGCACGCGCCGCGCGUGGAUGCGUGCUAGAUGAUUUUGAACGCGCGCGCAUCAUUAGAUCUCCCCCUCGUUUCUAAAAUUAUCGCCUGGGCCGCGUUACACAAACUAGAGAAACAGGCGGCUUCCUCGCGCUACACGCCGUUAUCGGAGGCUUGCGUUAAAGCUACAGCGUCGUCUAACGGCACGUGAAGGCAGGGGAUCAGCUGAAGCGACGGGGGGACGCGUAGCUGCUCGCCAGAAGCUGACCUGGGGUCGACGCUAAGCGCCAGGAAGCUGUGCGUCGACCAGUUGAACGAGCAGAACGGUCGCCGUCACAGGAAACGCCGCAAACUGCCUGCUGCGCCGAGGUUCAACAACUGAAGCCUCGACAAUCAAACGGUCAACUGUCACUGUUCCCAUGAAGCCUCACGUGUGUUGUCACGUGAUCGAGGAAAGCUGUAUUUACAUUCUUUACGGAGAAGCCCUCGGGCGCUCGGGUUACGAGAUCGUGAGGGACGCCAGGCCAGAACACAAAGUUGAGGGGUUGGAGAAAUCUGCUUCACUGGCCAGCUGCGACGUGGGGGUGGAGUUCGCCAGCAAUACCCAGAAUGCACCUGCAUCGCGGCAGCAGCGAGGGAAGCUGUCGUCGCUAGGGAAACUCUUCAAACCCUGGAAGUGGAGGAAGAAGAAAACCAGCGACAAGUUCCAGGAUCUUUCCAAAGUCCUAGAGAGAAAAAUCUCCACCAGGCAAACGAGGGAGGAGCUCAUCAGGAAGGGAGUCCUCAUCCCCGAAGACGAACCGGUCAGCAGUGAAAACCUCAACGGCCACGCCAAGGCCAGUGUGACAUCAGAGGAGGUCAAAGUUGACAUCGAGUCCCCAGAGACCGCGCUGGAGACACAGACCGCCGGCACAGAGGACAGACCAGCGAGACGCGAUACUAAACCCCUCGCCGCCGCGAACCAGGCGCGGCCCCGAGAGGCGCAGGGCAAAAAGCAGCAGGGCGCCGCUCCGCCCGCGGCCUCCAAGCCUGCGGGUGGCGCCGCAGCCACGGCCCGGCACAGGGACGGCGCCUCGGGGGCUAAAAAGCCCGCUAAGGCCGCGGGCAAGGCGGGCUCGUCGACACAAGCUAAAGCUAACGCUCGCAGCGCUAACAACGCCGCUUCUGGCACCGCCAAGUCCUCGCAUCCAAAGAAGGCAGGAGGCACAACAAAAGCCACCUCCGCCUCCUCCGCCCCCCGCCCUCGCUCUAAGGAGGCAGGCGCCGCAGCGCAAUCUGAUGGGAAGGACACGAGGACCAGGAAAUCAGAUGCUCCCACCUCUUCCUCCGCCACUCAGAAGGCUCCCACAGAGACUCCCAACCCGCCCGGAGACCUCAAAUCCUCGCCUCCCUCCUCAGACACCAAGCCCAACCCGUCUAACGCCGCCGGCAAUGAGACGGGAGGCGCUCAGGCCUCGCCAGCGCCGCCUCCCAACAGCUCGGCUGCAGGUGAGGAGACCCAGAGAGGUCUGGCUCCGGAACCCACGGCCCAGUCUCCCUCUCAUGUCAACACGGCCACAGAGGACACAUCCUUCUCAGAGGGGGAGGCAGACAGCAGGUCACAUGGGAAAACAGGAAGGGAGGGAGCAGAAGAGGAGAAGAACGGCGAAACCGAGUCCACUGUGCAGAACAGCCCGAGGUCAACCAGUGGACGGGCUGAGAGGCCGCAGGGCCUCAGCGUGAAAACGGACCAGGCGGAGGUGACCGUGAUCCCGGACCGGCCGCGAGACAGCCAGACGAGCGACUCUGACUCCGACGGACCCAUCCUGUACCGGGACGAGGAGGAGGAGGACGAGGAGGAAGACGAGUACACGAACAGUUCUCUGGCGAGCAAGAUCCGACGGCGAGACACCCUGAACAUCAAGCUGGGAAACCGACCCAGCAAGAAAGAGCUGGAGGAGAAGAACAUUUUGCCUCGAAGCUCGGAGACGGAGCGACACGAGCUGCGCCAGCAGAUAGGCUGCAAACUAGUCAGGCGCCUGAGCCAACGGCCGACCACAGAGGAGCUGGAGCAGAGAAACAUCCUCAAGCAAAAGAAUGAAGCAGAGGAGCAAGAGGCCAAGCAGGAGAUUAAAAGGAGACUGUCUAGAAAGCUGAGCGUGAGGCCGACGGUGGCCGAGCUCGUCGCCCGCAGGAUCCUGCGUUUCAAUGAGUACGUGGAGGUGACGGAUGCCAAGGACUACGACCGGCGGGCGGACAAGCCCUGGACGCGUCUGACUCCUGCUGACAAGGCUGCUAUCCGUAAAGAGCUGAACGAGUUUAAGAGCCGAGAGAUGGAGGUUCAUGAAGACAGCAAGCAGUUCACCAGAUUCCAUCGGCCCUAAGGUCUCUCACUGCCAGACGGACGUCAGCGCCCAAAGCUCCGUGGUCCACAGCUGCCGGGCCUCCAGAACCUCUGUGCACGGCUCGGUCCACUUGGCUUUGGGAUCCUUUUGCCCCAGUAACAUGUAUUUGUGCUUCAGGUGUGUCUGGCCAUUCAUGGGCACCAGUGAAACAUUUGCACACGUCUGUAGUCAGAUCAGUGCUCUGAUUACAACCUCUUAUUUAUUCUGGAUGGCCAGAACGCUCUGGUGAAUGAUGUGUUUGUUCUGUUUACUUCAAUCUGUUUAAUUAGAGGCUCUGUAUAAAAGAAACGGGAACUAUCUCCGAGAAUGUGGCUCAAUUGUACCAUGGAUUUGAAUGUGUGCUCGUGCCAAGGUGUGCCUUGUCAUCAGCUGUCAGUGGCCAUGUAUGGACAUCCUCCUAGAACAGGAAGUGGGGGCGAUUGGAUGGUUGUGUGCUGAUGUCAGUGCCCGUGUCGUAUGUCAGAGCGGAGGAAAGGCUGUGAUUCCGUAAGGAAGGCUGCGUUUCCUUUUCUUUAGAGGUUUAAAAUGUUCCGGCCACUAGAGGGCACUGUGUCCCAAUGGGACGGACGGAGAAUAAACUGUGAGUGUUAUAGUUAUACCUGCUGAAGCUGAAGGAGGCUUUAAUAGUGAAGUGCAAUGGGAACCUCUCCAGUUUUAGCCAACUCUUAUCCUCAGGCUCAGAUUGCUGCCAGAGUUGAGUUCAAACCUUCAUCAGGUCAAUGGCGUUUGUGUUUAGAGCCAAACUUUAUGUUUUUCUUUUGUGUGUUCAUUUUGUUAUUGUGGGCUUUUGACCAGAGCUCUAACUCAGAGUCAGAUGGUGCCAAGAAAAGCAGGAACUGCCUGUAUCAUGGUCUUAUUUGAAAACUCAUGCUUGAUUUUUUUUUUUAAGAAAGAAUCCGUAAAGUGCUUUUGUCUAAAUGCAGACACUGAGGCUUUCGCAACUGAAGCAAAGUGGAGACGUGCUUUAUUUACUAUUUCCAUGUUGUUGAAGCUUUAUUUGUUACCUGUGAUGUGCACAGACAGGACGGAGCCAUAUCUACCUUUGCACGCACUUUUCAUCCUGUGGUUACGGUCAGUUAUCAGGAGAAAUGUGAAAAACCUGAGUAACUAAUGCAAAUUAAAUAUUAAGAAAUCAAAUAAAAAAAUAAAUUUUGGCAAAUUUGCCAAAAAACAAUCAAGCAUUUCAGCUGAAUAGCUCUUAAAUUUUAAUUUAAUUAAUUUAAUGCUCAGGUGUGACCUUUUUAAACAUCACAUAUAAUUCACGUUAAAAUAAUCUGAGAUUAAUAAAACAGCAUGCAGUAUUUCUAUUUCAUAUUCGAUUGCUAGUUUUAAUUUGUGCAUGCUUCGGUUUUUUAAGUACUUUUUUUAUCGAGGCAGAAUCUAAAUACAGACUAACUGAUUGCACAAUGACUGAGCUACACUCAGGAGGAUUUCCAGUGGUUGUAACGUGCAGAUGAUGGGGAUCGCGUGCAGCUUUAAGGUUUGUUAGUGGAACCGACGAGGUGCUUUGAUCGCUGUUCAUCUUUAGCUGUAGUCAUAGAUUCUCUGUCAAGAAUUCAAAAUCAAAUACUCAACAUGCAUGUUAAUGCUGAAGAGGAUCAAUUAACAAUGAUUUGUUGCAAAUAUUUUGAAAUGAGAUUUUCACCUUAGCAGAGGCACAGGGUGAAGGAACUGUGCCUACGUGUAUUUUAGGACCGAAGCGGAUACAAACUAAUGGCUUACUCACUCGUGGCACUGGAUGCGCAUCUUUGUUUGUUUUGCAGCUGAUUGACAGACUCGGCUCGCUGACGUCCGGAGGUUUGCUUUCUCAUAAUAGACCUCCAGCCUCCACAACACUCAUCACUCUUACGAAUAGUCACCGUGUUAUUAUUUGUUGUUUUGUGCAGAGGUUGUACAUGAAAGGGUGCACAGCAGAAGAGAAGCAGCAGUAUUCAUUCAUGUUGAUAUCUAUGUUGUUAUAUAUUGAUUCUUUUGUACAGAGUGUAUAUCAAGCAUGUGCAUAUAUACAUUGAAAUCAAUUUUACUACCAGUUCGACCUUGAUGUAGAUGUUUUUUAUUUUGAUGUCCCCAGACACUGAUAAUAAAUUGAACAGUGCAUCUACAUGCAGGUGCUGUUUCAGAGCAGCUCUGUGUUGGAUACCUGACAUGUAUUUACCAGAGGUGCCUGUUUACUAAGCAGACAAUGGACCAGACGUCUUUGGUAAUCAUGCAUCUCUUUGGUUUUUCAUUUUCUGCUCCAUUUUAAUUUGAACUGGAAUCUGCAGGUGCAAAACAGCUGCUAUUCGCUGGAUAAUGACUCAGAUCAGAAACAUUUUAUAAUUCUCUCAGGUCCUUGGGUUUAUUUUUUUUCAGACGUUCAUCCCAGACAAACCAAAGUCAAAAAUAAGCAGGAUGCUGCUUAAGACUUGGACAUAAUCGUAAUCAUUAAAACUACAUUUGUUUGAGUUAAGCUGUAUUUUCCUACAAGUGGCUCAAGUCCAGACAAUUGAUUUCAGUCCAGCAUAUUUAGCAUUUAUAAGCAGUAUAUACUCAAUAGGUUAAAGCUUAUGCAGUUGUAAGAAGAUCUAGGAAAGUGUUUCACUGUUCAUUAAUGUGUUUGUUUGGUGAGAUAUCGGGAUUUGUUACCAUUGCAGCCGUAUUGUGCUGUAUGUACAGUAGCUAUAAAUAUGUCACAGGAAACAUUUAGCAUUGCUGCGAUGUAGUAUCUGUGUGUAUUAAUAUGCUUGUAAAUGCUAAAUAGAACGAGUAUUAAAUCAGAUGAUCUGCAGAUAAUUUCAUCGAUGCAUUUGUGGGUCACACAUUCAAAUGCAGUGAAUUUCACUGAAAGGAAUGAAACCUUUUAACUGUUUCUCCAAACACUUAUCUGACAAAAUGUUGAUCUUAAGCUCAUACAAUGUCAUAUAUCCCAGAACGCUACUGUUACAUGCAAACUGUGUAUAUUGUUUUUGUAUAUAAAGAAUUAGAGGAAAACUG
This is a messenger RNA of Betta splendens (Siamese fighting fish), 5423 nucleotides long. RefSeq names its product phosphatase and actin regulator 2 (gene phactr2). Gene Ontology annotation, molecular function: actin binding. Bases 486 to 2429 code for a protein of 647 amino acids. Gene Ontology annotation, biological process: actin cytoskeleton organization. NCBI's taxonomy places the organism in Eukaryota, Metazoa, Chordata, Actinopteri, Anabantiformes, Osphronemidae. The transcript is spliced from 14 exons. The record is from RefSeq and is a predicted model, not a curated record.